GCCAAUCCCCACAUCAAACUCGAGAGCUACGGCUCGGCCAUCGAAGAUGCCACAAAGGCGAUUGAGCUCGACCCCACCUACGUGAAGGCGUACUACCGGCGAGGUAGCGCCAGCCUGGCACUCCGCAAGUUCAAAGACAGCUUGCGAGACUUCAAGGAGGCGGUGAAGAUCGCCCCCAAGGAUAGAGACUGCCGGGUCAAGUAUAAGGAGUGCGAGAAGGCCUACAAGGAGGCCCGCUGGAGCGAUGCCAUUGCCGUCGAUCAUCUGGCCUCGUCGCCCUUCAACACCAUCGGCGACAUCGAUGCCAUUGUGGUGGACAGCGACUAUGACGGACCGCACUUGCAAGGACCCAUCACGCUCGACUUCGUGGUGCAGAUGAUCGAGCACUUCAAAAAGCAAAAGAGGCUUCACAAGAAGUACGUGCUGAGGCUGCUGUCAGAGACGAAGAAGAUUUUUGAGGCGGAGGCGACGCUGGUGGACUUCAACUUCCCCGCGGGCGGCCGAGUCACCGUGUUCGGUGAUGUGCACGGGCAGUUCUACGACCUGCUCAACGUUUUCCAGCUCAACGGCUACCCAUCAGAAACCAACCCGUGCGUGUUCAACGGCGAUUUCGUUGAUCGAGGGAGCUUCUCGACCGAGGUCAUCCUCACCCUGUUGGCAUUCAAGUAUCUGUACCCGCAGCACGUGUUCCUCAACCGAGGCAACCACGAAGCGCAAACGAUGAACAAGGUGUACGGAUUCGAGGGAGAAGUGAAGGCCAAGUACUCGCAGUUCAUCUACGAGCUCUUCACUGCACUCUUCUGCACACAGCCCCUGGGCACUCUGAUCAACAACAAGAUCCUGGUGGUCCACGGAGGGCUGUUCUCCAAGGACGGAGUUACCUUGGACGACAUUCGCACGCUGGAUCGCUUCCGAGAGCCGCCGGACGAGGGCAUCAUGUGCGACAUCAUGUGGGCCGACCCUCAGCCCCAGCCUGGCAGGUCGCCCUCUAAGCGAGGCGUGGGUCUUUCCUUUGGUCCUGAUGUCACGAAGCGGUUCCUUGAGCAGAACAAUCUGGAGUACGUCGUGCGCUCGCACGAGUGCAAGGACGGAGGCUAUGAGGUGGCCCACGACGGUCGUUGCAUCACCGUCUUCUCCGCUCCCAACUACUGCGAUCAGGUGGGCAACAAGGGCUCCAUCGUCAUCUUCAAGGACGAUCUCAAGCCUAAUUUCGUCACCUUCGACGCUGUGCCUCACCCGGACAUGCCGCCGAUGGCCUACGCCAGCAAUUACUCGUCCAUGUUCGGCCUGUAG
This is a messenger RNA of Acanthamoeba castellanii str. Neff, 1293 nucleotides long. Its product is annotated as Serine/threonine protein phosphatase 5, putative. The record is from RefSeq and is a predicted model, not a curated record. The transcript has 11 exons. NCBI's taxonomy places the organism in Eukaryota, Discosea, Longamoebia, Acanthamoebidae. The annotation marks the transcript as partial. Gene Ontology annotation, cellular component: nucleus; cytosol. Gene Ontology annotation, molecular function: protein binding; protein serine/threonine phosphatase activity.